UAUAUAUAUUUUUGAACAAUUAAAUUAUAUUAACACUUUGUUGCCAUCCAUGUCAAUUUAUUGGCGUGCCAUAAUUAACUUAUUUUAGACUUAGUGGUAUCGGAGUCAUCCUGCUUCCUGUAUCCUCUUUGCCACAAACCGACAGAUUGUACACAAUCAUCAUGGCGACGCAGGAUGGAGAUGACGGAGCCGUAAUGGACACUGAGACUGAGGCAAAGCCAACAGAAGCCGAGGCAUUUGGUGAAACUGUGGAAAAGGCCGACGCGGAAUCUACAUCUCUCACAGAUGCAGGAAAUGCCACAACUCAGGACUCUAGUAUUAGCAAUGGCGACGACGCAGACGACAAGCAGGAGACGGUGGACUUGAAGAUUAUCUGGAGCAAGAACAAAUACGACCUGAAAAUUCCUGUCGACAGUACCGGAGCCAAGCUAAAAGAGAGGAUCCAUGCGCUCACUGGUCUUCCACCAGCAAUGCAAAAAGUGAUGUACAAAGGACUGCUUUCAGAGGACAAGACGCUACGUGACAUAAAGGUUACAAACGGGGCAAAAAUAAUGGUGGUCGGAUCUACAAUAAAUGAUGUAUUAGCUGUUAACACACCGAAAGAGGUUGUUCAGCAGGAAGUUAAAGCCGAGGAAAACAAGAAAGAGCCCUUAUGCAGGCAAAAGCAACACAGGAAAGUACUGGACAAAGGUAAACCAGAAGAUAUAAUGCCAGCUAUCAAAGGAGCAAAGGAACGAUUACCAACGGUGCCUUUAUCCGGAAUGUUUAACAAAUCCGGAGGAAAAGUAAGACUCACAUUCAAACUGGAGCAAGAUCAGCUGUGGAUCGGAACAAAAGAGAGAACAGAGAAAGUUCCAAUGGGCUCUAUUAAAAAUGUAGUGUCCGAACCCAUCGAAGGCCAUGACGACUAUCACAUGAUGGCUUUUCAGUUGGGUCCAACGGAAGCCUCUCAGUAUUGGGUCUACUGGGUGCCUGCACAGUUUGUCGAUGCAAUCAAAGACACAGUCCUUGGAAAAUGGCAGUAUUUCUAAUGUGCCUCUUUUUUUGACAAUGAUGAACUGGGAUGGAGAGGAGGAGCCAAUAAAAAAUAUAUAAAAAAAAAACAAA
Poecilia latipinna (sailfin molly) is the source of this 1107-nucleotide messenger RNA. It is a transcript of the gene ubfd1, whose product is annotated as ubiquitin family domain containing 1. Bases 162 to 1031 code for a protein of 289 amino acids. Gene Ontology annotation, molecular function: RNA binding; cadherin binding. The transcript is spliced from 7 exons. Lineage: Eukaryota; Metazoa; Chordata; Actinopteri; Cyprinodontiformes; Poeciliidae. The record is from RefSeq and is a predicted model, not a curated record.